CUUCAAACCAAAUCAAAUCAAGUCCUCUCUAUUACAAUUCAUCACAACUUCUCUUCAUCUCAACCUUCACUAAUUUUCUCCGCAUCACAUCACACUCACAUAUAAUCUUGUGUUCAACUCAUUGAUCAUCAGUAGUGCUCAAGAUUUUCAGACAUGGCCAAUGACCAACAGCCGUUGAACGGCGCCUACUACGGCCCCGCCAUUCCGCCGUCAGGGCAACCACGCCACAGCCACCAUCGUGGCAGAAGCUGCUUCUGCUGCCUCUUCGGCGUCUUCUGGAAGAUUCUCAUAACACUCAUCGUCCUGGUUGGCCUCGUAAUUCUCAUCUUCUAUCUCAUAGUUCAACCCCGCCCCUUCAAAUUCUAUGUCAAUGAAGCCAAAUUAACCGAAUUCAACUACACCAACAACUCCCUCCGCUACAACAUGGUGCUCAACUUCACCGCCCGCAACCCCAACAAGAAACUCAAUAUUUACUACGACAAGGUGGAAGCUUUAGCAUUCUACGAGGAUUCCAGGUUCGCCAGUGAUGAUAAAGUCAUCACCCACAUGAACUCAUUCCGUCAAUACAAGAAGAGCAGCAGCCCCAUGAGCGCCACUUUCUCAGGCCAGCAUGUGAUGGUGCUCGACAGUGAUCAGCUUUCAGAGUUAAGCAAAGAUAAGAGUGCUCAUGUUUAUGACAUUUAUGUGAAGCUUCACUUCAGGAUCAGGUUCAGGCUCGGGGAUUUCAUAUUCAAUAACGACCUCAAGCCCAAGGUCAAAUGUGAUCUCAAGGUUCCCUUGGAUUCUAAUGCUACCUUCACUUUCUUUGCGGUUACCAAGUGCGAUGUUGAUUUCUGGAACUGAGUAUUGGACUUUUCUUCAUUUUGUUUUGUUUUUCUUUGUUUAAUUCGUACUUCUAAUAAUACUUGAAUGUGAUUCUUUUAUUUUAUUCUUCAUUCUUUGAUUGUAUGAUGUGUGUAGAGCAAUAAAACUUCAGAUUUUGUAUUCUA
Messenger RNA from Lotus japonicus, 989 nucleotides. Its product is annotated as NDR1/HIN1-like protein 10. Bases 154 to 843 code for a protein of 229 amino acids. Gene Ontology annotation, biological process: defense response to other organism. The transcript has a single exon. NCBI's taxonomy places the organism in Eukaryota, Viridiplantae, Streptophyta, Magnoliopsida, Fabales, Fabaceae. The record is from RefSeq and is a predicted model, not a curated record.